UUCUCGCAUCUCAAGUUCCAACUCUCUCUCUCUCUCUCUCUCUCUCUCUCUCUCUCUCUCUCUCAUUUUGAAGCUGAAACCAUGAAGCAAAGCUUUAGCUCAGGAGCUAUUGUCCUAUGCAUUUUCUUCAUCAUUUCUUCGUCAACAAUAAUAUCAGCUCGUCUCCUAGGCAACAAAGAAGGACAAGAGGAUCAGGUAGAGCUCAAUGCAAUCACUGAUGGGGGUUCACUUGUAGAGUUGGAAGGCAGUAAACAAAUGAAUCAGUUAAUUGGGGUGGAAGAUUGCACUGAUGGAGAUGAGGACUGUUUAAACAGAAGGAUAAUGGCUGAAGCUCACUUGGACUACAUCUACACCCAGCACCAUAAGCCUUGAUACUCUUCAUAAUGUAACUGUUACAUCUAAUUAGUAGAUAAUAUGAAUGUUUAUAUAUGUAUGUUCUCUUAAUUAUGAUGACUUUGUUUACAAGUUAAACCUAAAUUAGUUUUAGUUUAUCAUCAUUUGAUGUUCUUAAUAAAAUUACUACCAGAAGCAGCUACAACUUGUAA
Messenger RNA from Prunus mume (Japanese apricot), 545 nucleotides. RefSeq names its product PHYTOSULFOKINE 3 PRECURSOR (gene PSK3). Gene Ontology annotation, molecular function: growth factor activity. Gene Ontology annotation, biological process: cell population proliferation. Gene Ontology annotation, cellular component: extracellular region. The record is from RefSeq and is a predicted model, not a curated record. NCBI's taxonomy places the organism in Eukaryota, Viridiplantae, Streptophyta, Magnoliopsida, Rosales, Rosaceae.